Mizuhopecten yessoensis (Yesso scallop) is the source of this 542-nucleotide messenger RNA. RefSeq names its product pancreatic secretory granule membrane major glycoprotein GP2-like. The transcript is spliced from 5 exons. The coding region runs from base 54 to 542 and encodes 162 amino acids. The record is from RefSeq and is a predicted model, not a curated record. NCBI's taxonomy places the organism in Eukaryota, Metazoa, Mollusca, Bivalvia, Pectinida, Pectinidae.
UUUCGUUGGGUUGAUAGGAAUGCACAGUGACCUACAGUGUACAGUCAGGUCGAAUGGCGACAAGCAUGUCCUGUAUACUGUCUUUUUUAGUGAUUCUGAUGUAUGUAUUGCCGUCCGAAUCUUCUGCGGUUUCAGAUCCGUGCGUUAGUCACGAAAGAAUCCACAAAGGGAAAUACAGAGGAACAAAAUGCAACUACAGACUUGGGAAAGCAGUAAAUGACCGGUACAUCAAAGAUAGUAUGUGGUACAUAGCAGUGGGAUCCAAUGGCCCACUGAGUAUGCCAACAUUUCCUGUUAACGUCGACGAAUGUAGUACCAAAUUGCCCAUCUGGAUGAAUGGUACACAUCCAGACACUGGUGUGACAGUUAACAGGACAGCGUGUAUGACAGGUCCAACGAUGAAAUGCCAGGAAGAAUACAAAAUACAGGUGAAAAACUGCAGUGCAUUUAAUGUCUACAAAUUACAAAAAACAACUGGAUUGGAAAUGGCCUACUGCUUUGGUAAGAAACGUGAAAAUGUGCCAUGUCCACCAACAGAUUAA